GUUUGUGGCGUCAUCAGCGCGCGUCCGGCUUGGCCCCGCCCCCGCUGCGGGACGGGACGUCGCCCGCAGCGCCAUGGCCGGGGUGGGCUUCGAGGAGUUCUCGGUGCCCCCAGGCUCGGAGCUGGCGCUGCCCCCACUCUUCGGGGGGAACAUCCUGGAGAGCGAGCUGGAGACGGAGGUGGAGUUCGUGGACGGGGGGCUGAGCGGGGACAACCUGCAGGACGAGGAGGAGGAGGAGAGCCAGCAGCGGCAGCGCGAGCUGGGACGCCGGAAGAUUCAGGCACUGGGCCGGCGCUGCAAGGAGAUCGAGCAGGUCAAUGAGAGGAUGUUGAACCGACUCCACCACGUGCAGAAGAUCACACGGCGGCUCAAGCAGGAGAGGAGAUUCCUUAUGAGAGUCCUGGAUUCCUAUGGGGAUGACUACAGACAAAGCCAGCUCACCAUUGUCCUAGAGGACGAAGGCAGCCCCAGCACAGAAGCCCCCACCCCAGGCAAUACUGAGAACGAACCUCCAGAGAAGGAAACCCCCCGGCGCUUCCCUGGCCCCCCACCAGCCGGCCCAGAGCCCAAGAGCCCAUCCCAGGCAGAGACCCCCACUGGGAAGAAGCGUCGCCGGCAUGGGCGUGAGGACAAGGAGCAGAGAAGCAGGCGGCUGGCCCCUGCCCUCCUCCCCAUGGAUGAUUUCUCUGCACAGCUCAAAGAAGAGGAUGAGUUCCCCUGCGACCAGGAUGCUGUGCUUGGCUCCAGCUGGCCCCGGCCCCGGGACAAACUCCUCCAUUACCCCAAGUUCUCCAGUCCCGGGGCCUGUGCCGAUUUCGACUGAACUCUCCUGAAACUGACCAGGCCCCUGGCUCCAGCCCUCAAGGGGUUAAACCAGGAGAGGUGCAGUCCCUCCCUGUGGACUGGGGGGGUUAACCCCCUGUACACCAGGCCCCUGUGCUGUAGGACUGACAGCUAAGCGGGGACAGGGUGAGUAAAACUCCUGCAGGAAUCUUUCAGGGUUAAAAGCCCCGCAGAGCAGGGCGGGUCUCGUGAUGAGGAAAUAAAGAGACGUUGGUCUGGGUCAAAGCGCACAAACCCUGAGUGAACUCUGCUGUACUGAGUUAGAGCAGGGGGUCGGGAUGUCUGGGUCCUGUACCUGGGAGGGCAGUGAGAUUUAGUGGUUAGAGCAGGGAGGGCUGGGAUAUAGGACAGGUGGGUUCUCUCCCUGAUUCUGGGAGGGGAGGGGGGGUCUAGUCUUUGUUUGCACAGCCCUCUGGCCCCUGUGUUGAUGGGAGGGUCGUUGCAACCCCCCAAUAAAUAAUAAAUGGAGGCAGGAUGCCUGUGUUCUAGUCCCUGAUUCUCUACUAGGCCCCCCCGGCCUGUGUCUCCCUCAU
Molecule: messenger RNA, 1376 nt
Organism: Dermochelys coriacea (leatherback sea turtle)
Lineage: Eukaryota; Metazoa; Chordata; Testudines; Dermochelyidae
Gene: TFPT
Product: TCF3 fusion partner
Exons: 6
Coding region: 74-823 (249 amino acids)
Biological process (GO): apoptotic signaling pathway; apoptotic process; positive regulation of apoptotic process
Cellular component (GO): Ino80 complex
Molecular function (GO): DNA binding
Source: RefSeq, a predicted model, not a curated record